UACUGAUCUCUAAGGGGAUCCAGGAACAACACAAGACUCGUCAGAUGAAAAGGAGAGUGGCGGUUGAGAGGAAAGCCAGCUGACAACAACAAGCUGCCGUCUUUUCCAUGUUCUCCUUCGUUCCAAGGCUUCUUUCGUAGAACAUUAUCGGAAGACUUAACACGGAGAUGAGCGAUGCACAAUUAAAUUGUGAGCGAUUCUAAAUGGUUGCGUUAUACGGAAGACUAGUCAGCCGCGGUGGCAAACGAAUGUAGGCUAAACGUCAAUUAAGUUACUGUAAGGUUGAUACUAUUUUUUUUCCUUUUACGCAGACAUGGUAUUGCGCAAAAUGUUUGUUAGUGUGCCCGAUUCAGAAUAGACAUUCGUGUUCUGCGAGAGAGACGCACUUCGAGGAGUCAUGAAGGACACGUCCGAAUCAAAGGACCAACAACUAACUGUUGCCUUGCGAAUCCGACCCCUCAGUGAUGCUGAGCAAGAAGAAGGAGCCUCCAUAGUCGCCCACAGGGUGGACGAACAGAUGGUGGUGUUAAUGGACCCCAUGGAGGACCCUGAUGAUAUUCUCCGUGCCAACCGUUCGCGGGAGAAGACCUACAUGUUCGACGUGGCCUUCGACUUCACAGCCACGCAGGAGGAAGUGUACAGAGCGACCACCAAAGGGCUGAUCGAGGGCCUUAUAUCGGGCUACAACGCCACUGUGUUUGCCUACGGACCCACAGGUUGCGGGAAGACCUACACCAUGUUGGGCACGGACAAGGAGCCGGGCAUCUACGUGCAGACGCUCAACGAUCUCUUCCGCGCCAUCGAGGAGACGAGCGACGACAUGCAAUACAGCGUCUCCAUGUCCUACCUCGAGAUCUAUAACGAGAUGAUCCGGGACCUGCUGAACCCGUCCUCUGGGUUCCUGGACCUGAGGGAGGACUCCAAGGGGGAGAUCCAGGUGGCCGGCAUCACCGAGGUGUCCACCAUCAACGCUCGAGAGAUCAUGGAGCUGCUGAUGAAGGGCAACAAGCAGCGCACGCAGGAGCCCACGGCGGCCAAUCAGACGUCGUCGCGCUCGCACGCCGUGCUGCAGGUGGCCGUGAGGCAGCAGAGCCGCUGCAGGGACGUGUACCAGGAGGUGCGCUUCGCCCGCCUCUUCAUGAUCGACCUCGCCGGGUCCGAGAGAGCUUCACAGACUCAGAACAGGGGUCAGCGUUUGAAGGAGGGUGCUCACAUCAACCGCUCUCUGCUGGCUCUGGGAAACUGCAUUAAUGCCUUGAGUGAGAAGAGUGGGAACAAGUAUGUCAAUUACAGAGACAGCAAGCUCACUCGCCUGCUGAAGGACUCGCUGGGUGGAAACAGCAGGACUGUGAUGAUCGCUCAUAUAAGCCCCGCCUCCCUGGCCUUCGAGGAAUCGCGCAACACGUUGUCAUACGCCGACCGUGCCAAAAGCAUCCGUACGCGGGUGAAGCGUAACCUGCUGAACGUGUCCUAUCACAUCGCUCAGUACACCAGCAUCAUCGCCGACCUGCGCAGCGAGAUCCAGCGGCUCAAGAAGAAGAUCGCCGAGCAGACCAGCCGACACAACCCCGACCGGACGGACAUCCGCCACGUGCAGGCAGAGGUCCAGGCCCACUCCACCCAGCAGAGUCGCGCGGAGAUGGACCAGCUCAGGGAGCAGCUGAUCGACGCCUUCCGCCAGCAGAUGGAGAUCCGCAAGAGCCUGAUGGAGCUGGACAACAGCAACAUGGAGAUCCAGAUCGACACCUCCAAACACCUGCUCACCAUCGCAGACUGGGAGCAGGAGCGCUGUCGCCGCAGGAGGAAGUGGAGAGCGGAGAGGAGGAAGGAGACCUUCCACAAGGACGAGAGCGAGAAGGACUCCGACUCGCCCGAGUCCCCGCCCGACAGCACCGAGACGCAGGAGGUUGCCAUGGCGAGGGAGAACCUGGUCACACUAAUGGCCGAGCAGAAGAAGAUCCGUAAACAGAAGUCGUCUCUGGAGCGGCGGUUCCUGGAGCUGAGGGAGAGGGCCCGGCGUCUAGAGGAGCUGCUGCCCAGACGUGUGAGCUCGGAGGAGCAGCGCGAGGUCCUGGGCCUCCUCUGCAAGGUGCAUGAGCUGGAGAUUGAGAACGCGGAGAUGCAGUCGCACGCGCUGCUGAAGGACAACCUGAUCCGCCAGAAGGACGCCGUGGUGCAGCGAUUCGAGCAGCACCGCCACCUCUGUGACGAGAUCAUCCAGCAGCAGCGGCAGUUCAUCAUUGACCACAGCCUCCUGGUGCCGCCCCACCUGCAGGAGCUCUAUGAGAUGUACAUGAGGGAGCUGGAUGAGAGGAGUCUGGACCGCAUCAUGGCGCUGGACAAGGUCACCGGACGCACUCUGAAGGAGGGCUCUCUGCCCAAGAUCACUCUGGCCAGUAGAGGUCGCGAUCCCUUGCAGGAGCUGGACUCUGACCAGGAGAGCGUGCGGACGCUGGUCUCGGACAACCGGCGAGGUCGGGCCAAAAUCCGCCGACACACUCUGCCCCCCAUCCUCCCUGAGCCCGAGGGGGACAACAACCGUGUGUUCAAAAACAGCCCUCAUGCCAGACAGAUGAAGAACUCUGUGGUGAUGACCCCCCCACCCAUACACAUCAAUGGCCUAGGCAACAGAGAGCUGCACCCAUGCGUACCAGAGAGCGCUCUCAGCUACAGCCACCUCAGCCACAGCCUCAGCAGCCACCUGGACUCGUCUCCGGAGAGCAGCGAGAACGGCACCGACAUCCCACUCACGCGUAAAGAGCGUCAGCAGAUCAUGCGUGGCGUGGAGAGCAUCGCCGUGAAGGCGGCGCGCCGUCGCUCCAAGGCCCUGGGGGUGGACGCCCUGCGUCUGCCGCCGUCUUCUCCGCUGGACCCCCACAAGCAGAAGAGCAGCCUGUCGCUGAGCGAGGCGCCCCCCCUCGGCCCCCCCACGCCCCGGGGACCCGGCGGCAUUGGCAUCGGCGGCAGCGUCGGAGGUCGCCAGGCCAGCCCCGAGCUGCGGCACGCCACCUCGGACGACAACCUGUCCAGCAGCACGGGCGACGGCACCUGGACGCGCCCUCGCCAGCGCCAGCAGAACGUCGCCAAGAACGCCGGUGCCCACCGCGAGCAGGACUUCGAGGCGCGCCGGCGCAAGAAGAGGUCUCGCUCUUUCGAGGUCACAGGCCAAGCUCUGUCCCAGGCUAAGACCACAGCCCAGCGGUUCCGGCCCCUCGACAGCACCUCAGACCCCCACCUCCACAUCAACCGGCCCCCAGCCUCUCACCUCCGCCCCCAGCACAGAGGAGUCCCCCCCCUGGCCAAAGGACGCCUGCCCCACCCUUCCCAGACGACCGGCCAAACUGUGGACAACGGCACCAGCUCCCUGUCUCAGCUGGGCCAGUUGCGGCGCGGACCCCUCCUCCGCCAGCCCCAGCCUCUGCUCUAUGUCACCACCACGGGGGCCGGGGGACAGCGCACCCGCAAGCACUGAGCGGCGGCGGGCCGCCACUGUCCCCAACUGACCGCCCGAAUAGCAGACCCGAACUGUGGUCAAGGGAACCUCCUUUCCCACCACGACACCAGCACUAACGAAGAAAAGAAAUGUCCAGACUCUGCAAAGAGCUGUAAAAUGUAGUUAGCGACUAGGAGGGCUGUGAACUGUAAAUGUCUCUCUCUCUCUCUCUCUCACUCACAUACUCAGAUACACACACACAGACACACAUGGAUAUGCACAGAUCCACUAACCUACUGUACCUUUGGGAGAUGUUGACAAUGCCUUGGGCUGAUCACAGAGCGCGAGGGAGAGAGGUGGUUUGAGAGACGCAACGUUCUAACGCUGUUUCCUCUCGCCUUGUUCCGUGACCCCCUCGCCUGUUUUUUUUUCUCCCUCCCCCCCCCCCCCCCCCCCUUUUGCUGAAGUGCUCGAGAUGAAUGUGUGGAUCAGCGACGUUUGUGUGACGCUGUACUUGUUUGUUUGUCUUUGUAAUAUUUGACAAUUUCACGUUUCCAAAGGGCCUCUACAUGUGACGUCAACCCGGUUGAUACAAUUGUGGGGACGCUAAAUUCUUUGAUUGAGAGAAAAAAAUAAUAGAAAGAAAUACCAUGUAAGUGCUAAGACGAAUGUGAACACUUGUGAGAUGAUAGGACUAGAUCGACAGAGGGUAAAACCUGCCAUUGAGUUCCUCUGGAGGGGAAAGACGGACCAAGCCUUAUGCAGAGGGUAAUGGGUGACGUUUAAAGGAAACCACAGAAUGGCUACCAGGCAAGACAUGCUCUAGGCCUCUUGAAAGGUGACGAUACAUGGGGCAACUUUUUCGAGAAAUGUUGCUAGGCAGCCACAUAACCAGUUCCAUGUGUUAUGAUUGGAUGUUGCUCAUGAAAAAAAAGAAAUAAAUACUGACGAUUAAAGUUCUUUAGAAACAUAAUGUUGGCCAAUAUCAAUGGGAACGUGCCAGAACUUAGGAACAUUGCCUGGCAACACUGCUCAAAAAGUUACCUUGGGGAUCAUCAGCUUAUUGUUAACCCACUUCAUCAGUAUCAAUCUUUCUGUGCAGACAUUUUAUACUGUAUAUUGCUUUGUUUCUAGGGAUAUACAUACCAUAUACUGUACAGUAUGUGUUCAUUGUUAAGUAACAUCACUAUAAAACUUUGAGUCACACUCUGAGGCAGCAGAUAAGCCUAGUUGGACUAAAUUGAAUUGUUGUUUUUUUUUCAUCUGAAAUGCAGUUUACUCAUAGUCUAGGCUUACUCCCUCAUUGUGAAACCAGCUCCACUGGUUUCAAAAUAACCACCGUAAACAGUGGCCCAUUCAUUCAUGUUGAUGAAAGUGGCAGCGUUGUUAUAGACUUAAAAUAUCCCCUUUUGAAGCUGCACAUGAAGUUCAGUCAGUCUCUCUCUCCUGCUAUUUCUGUACUGGGAGAGGCCAAUGACGAGGCUUCUUCACCAUCUGUCUUGUACUGCUGCCUUUAUCUGUGAUGUUUGCAAUGUUUUGUUGUUUUAUUUCAUUUUACAUGGUUAUACAUACUAUUUUCUACACUUUAUUUUGUACAUUUUUUAUUUGUAAUCAGAAUAAAUUUGAA
Molecule: messenger RNA, 5060 nt
Organism: Sardina pilchardus (European sardine)
Lineage: Eukaryota; Metazoa; Chordata; Actinopteri; Clupeiformes; Clupeidae
Gene: kif19
Product: kinesin family member 19
Exons: 21
Coding region: 398-3472 (1024 amino acids)
Biological process (GO): microtubule-based movement
Molecular function (GO): ATP binding; microtubule motor activity; microtubule binding
Source: RefSeq, a predicted model, not a curated record